AUGGCAAAGGUAUCGAAGCUAUGGCAUGUCUUCAAGUUGGCGCCGAGAUCGGAUAACUUCCGAGUGCUGGACGAAUUGCACACGCAAUACGGGGAUUACGUUCGCACAGGGCCCAGUGAAAUAUCGAUCUCUGAUCCCGAUGCCAUUCAGGUCCUUCUUGGCCCUGGCUCGAAGUGCACCAAAGCCCCGUGGUACGAUGCCAACUACCCCGUUAUUUCUCUGCAUACUCUUCGUGACAAGAAAGCCCACGAUGUAAGACGCCGCAUUUGGGAUCGCGGUUUUGGAGCUAAAGCCCUUCGAGAUUAUGAGGAUCGAGUUUUUCAGUAUAGCAAAGAUUUGGAGCGACAGAUUAAAAGUCGUUCAGAUCAAGUCAUAAAUGCCACAGAAUGGUUUCACUUUUACAGCUUUGAUGUCAUGGCCGACAUCGCAUUCGGUAAAUCCUUUGAGAUGAUACAGACCGGCAAGCCACACUUCGCAUUUGAUCUCCUUCGCGAAGGCAUGAGACCGCUUGGUGUGCUUGGCCCUGUACCCUGGGCUUUCUGCGUCUUGACGAGCAUUCCCGGACUUGGUGGUGGCUUCAAAAUGUUCGUCAAUUGGUGCACGGAGCAGGUCGAGAAAAGGAAAAAGAUACACCGAGACGUUCCAGACGUCAUGUCUUGGCUUAUUGAGUCGAGCGAGAAACGUGCGCAAAGCGGAAUCAAACAAGCGGGUGAAGAGCAGGCUCUUCUACACAGUGACUCUCGGCUGAUUAUUGUAGCUGGAAGUGACACCACUGCGUCGACACUAACAUACACCUUUUAUCUACUGGCUCAAAACGCCGCACAUCAGCAUAAGCUGAGAGACGAGCUGGCGGCGAUCGUCGAGGAAGAUGGAUCAUUUUCGUUCAAGGCUCUUCAAAACGCGGAUCACCUGAACGGGGUCAUCAAUGAAGCUUUGCGUCUUUAUCCCGCCGUUCCUUCAGGCUUACCCAGAUUGACCCCUCCGGAGGGUCUUACAAUCAGGGACACUUUUAUUCCUGGCAAUACGACGGUUGUGGCACCUUUCUAUACGAUGGGACGCCUCGAGAGCUGCUACGAGAAUGCUGCUGAGUUCAUCCCGGAACGCUGGUACUCUAAACCAGAACUGGUGAAAAACAAAAAAGCAUUUGCUCCCUUCUCCACAGGGCCAUUUUCAUGUGUGGGCAAACAGUUAGCACUGAUGGAGUUGCGUAUGGUUGUGGCUCUCUUGGUAUCCAAGUUCAGCGUCCAAUUUGCACCAGGAGAAGAUGGGAAGAGGCUGCUGGACAACUCCAAGGAUUUCUUCACAAUAUCCAUCGCUGAGUUGAACCUUGUAUUUUCUCCGAUGGAGAGAUGA
This is a messenger RNA of Penicillium chermesinum, 1353 nucleotides long. RefSeq names its product cytochrome P450. The transcript is spliced from 7 exons. The record is from RefSeq and is a predicted model, not a curated record. Lineage: Eukaryota; Fungi; Ascomycota; Eurotiomycetes; Eurotiales; Aspergillaceae. Gene Ontology annotation, molecular function: oxidoreductase activity, acting on paired donors, with incorporation or reduction of molecular oxygen; heme binding; iron ion binding. Bases 1 to 1353 code for a protein of 450 amino acids.